Parnassius mnemosyne (clouded apollo) is the source of this 558-nucleotide messenger RNA. The record is from the annotation of a GenBank genome assembly. NCBI's taxonomy places the organism in Eukaryota, Metazoa, Arthropoda, Insecta, Lepidoptera, Papilionidae.
AUGAGAUCACAUUCGGCCGAUUCAGAAUUAAGCAAAAUUCUUCUUGAUGUUGGAGAGGGGAAAUGUCCAGAAGUGAAUGAUAAUCAUAAUAUAGAACUACCCACCGGUCUUUGCCAUGUAGUGGCGGACACUGAAACUUUAAUACAUAGCACUUAUGAUGAUGUUCACGAUCUAAAUAUAAAAGAAGAUUCGUGGUUGUGUGAACGAUCAAUUUUAGCACCAAUGAACGACCAGGUUACUGCGCUUAGUCAACGUAUUUUAGAUAAGCUUUCUGUCGACUCACAGACAUACCCUUCCAUCAAUACAGUUUGCAAUCUGGAUGAAGUAGUUAAUUAUUCAACAGAAUUUGUAAACAGUAUAAAUAUGCCUGGUCUACCCCCUCACAAAUUAGAACUUAAGAUUGGCGUGCCCAUCAUACUUCUCCGUAAUUUAAAUCCACCGAAACUUUGCAAUGGUACUAGAUUGCGAGUAGUGUCAUUGCAAAGAAACGUUAUAGAAGGACGCAUAAUAUCCGGAUGCGGAAAGGUGAGACAGUAUAUAUACCAAGAAUUCCCAUAA